CCUCUUCCACCUCCGGUUCUGGAAGGGGACAAAGCCACUCCCACAGCCAAGGAAAGAAAAAAAGGUUCUGCUUGCAGUGUCUGAGCAUUCCCAGCUGGAAGUCGCCCUCCUCCAGCGGCGGGGACAGCGCGGCCGAGCGCGCGCUGAAUGUUCCCGUCCUGGGCGAGCGGGACCCUCGGGCUGGGCUGAGCCAGCCACGGCAUCCCGCACCCCCUUGCCGCCUUCCCGCAUACCGUGCCGCUGAGCGGGCCUUUCGCUGGCCACACGAUGGCACAAGAUGCCAGAAAUUCGUGUUUCAAAAACCCACGAGUCCCAUCCCGGGCGGGCUCGGGGCUGCUGAGGUGCCGGUGAAGUUCGUGCCGCUGCUCUCUCUCUCCAUCCUUCUGGAGAAGCCCAGGAAUUGCUGUUCAGCGCCUCUGCGGCUGUGAACUUUUUUUAGGAGCUGUGGGAUGUGGUGCCCGUCGUACCAAAGGGUGGAGCAGAGGGCGGGAAUGACGUGAGAGAAUUGGAGACCUCGGUCUGGGGGACCUGCGGGUGCCUGCAGGACCCUGGGGCUGGUCUGAAGGCAGGUGAGGCCAGCGCAGCUGAUGGGGCCCGGAGAGAGGCUGGAGGGUGUUGCUGUAUCCCGGGAUCCUCCUCAUCUGCACGUUCCAGGGCCCCGGGUGGGUCCCGAUUGCCCGCUGUCCCUCAGCCCGAGUGUGUCCCUCCCGCACACCCAGCUGGUUUCAGCUGGCUCCACUCUCCCCAUCCCUGUUUGCUGGCUUGUCCCACAGGGACCCCAAUUCCUCCCUUGGAACGCCUUCCUUUCCUCUUGGCUCUGCAGUUCAGCUUCUCGUCCAUCUCUUGGGGCUCCCCAGAGUCCUCAGCCCUGCAGUGAAGCCAAACCCUCCCUCUUCACCUGCCGGCCACAUUUUCCCUCCAGUACCUCCAAGAGCUUCCCACUUCCCCCCAGUGCACUGCAGAGCCCUCUGCUCACUCCCAGCUCUCAGGAUUGUGCAGGUGCAGCUUUCAGUGCAUCCCCCUUGGUUGCCUCUGGUGCCACCAAGAGCAUCCGGACCCUCCCAAGAUUCGAACAAAACCGGGGGAUGCUGCUUCCAGCCCAGCUGAAAAGUGUUUCCAUUUUUCCCUCCUCAUUUGGGGCUUGGAGCAAUCUGGUCCAGUAGAAGGGAUCUCUUCCUAUGGCUGGAGGGUAGAACGGGGUGGGUUUUAAGGUCCCUCCCAACCCAAACUGGUCUGGAAUUCCAUUAUUUUGAGAUAGAUGUAACAAAAUGAGGUCCCGGGGUCCUGAUCCCAGGAGUAUCCCUCCUGUAAACUGAAAUUCCCUUUGCAGAAAGCCUGUGGGAUGUAGAUGAUCCCAGCACACCUCAAGGGGUGGAGGAAAAAGCUGCUCACAGGUGUUUCAGAGCCAGACAGAACCCCUGCUCCCCUCAGAACCGGGCUGGGGGCGAGUUCCAACUCUGCUGCAGGCUCUGGGAGAGGAUUGAGCUGUGGGAAAGGGAUAGGCAUGGAUCUUCUGGCCUCGAGGCAUGAAAAUGACCUGGGAUGCCCCCUGUAAUUUCCAUUCCUGUGUGACCCCCUGCCCUGUGCCGGCAGAGCCCCCCGGCAGCCGCCGAUGGAUCCCAGCGCGGAGCCAUGGGCAGCUCCUUUUCCCCCGGGAGAGCGGGGACAGGAGCGGGAGCUGCCGCUGCUGCCACUCCCGGGAAGAGUCUGGGAGGGGAAUCGGCAGGAAAACAGGCUGGGAACACCAGCGGCACCGGGAAUCCAUCCCAGGGCUGCAAAACCACGGUACCGCCUCACCUGCUGCUCUCAGCACAGCGCGCAAUUGUGAGGGGAUUUCUGAAACCGGGGCUAUCUGGGGCUGUUUUCCCUUGGCAGAUGCUGCUGUGCCGUCCCGCGGAGCUGCUGGGCACCACCUGGGUGCUCCUCGCAGGGCUGCUGGUGUCAUUCCCUCCAGCUCUGGGAGCAACGGGAGCUGUCCACAGAGCCACUGCUGUGGGAUCCUCGGUGCUGCUCCCUGGGCCGGAUAAUGUCACCCACAGCAAUUCCGUGUGCUGGGAGUUCCUCAAUGGCACCGGCCCCCAGCCCAUCCUGCAGCACAGAGUGGGGGCCCACGCCCCAGCCAUCCACGCUCCCUACGCAGGACGAGCCGUUUUCCAUCCAUCCAAUGGAUCUCUGCUGCUGGAGGAUGUCCAGGAAAGUGACAGUGGCACCUACAGAGUGACUGUCAACACAGGAGACAGGAAGAGCCUGGAAAUCCAGCUGGAUGUGCUCCAGCCUGUGUCCCGCCCUCAGCUCCGGACCAGCAGUCUCCUGGCUCGGGCCACUGGCCAGGUUAUCUGUGAGGUGGCAGAGGGCAGAGUGGACACCAUCACCUGGAAGAAGGAUGGGCAGCCCCUUCUCCCAGGCAGAGUUUCCCAGCUGUCCAGCAGCCACAGUGUUCUGUACCUGAGGCCAGCCAAUAAGUCAGACUGCGGCUCCUAUUCCUGCAAUGCCAGCAACGGGAUCAGCUGGCAAGAAACCUCCCUGGAGGUCACCAUUGAAGGUCUCUCCCGUCGCUUGAAGCACACCCUGAGGAUUGCGGUGGUCGCUGUGGUCUUUGCUGUUGUCUCAGCGUGGGGAUUAAUUAUUCCCGUCUGCCAGUCCGAAAAGCUCAGGAUAAGGGGGGAGCUCUGGAGGUGGCUCAGCUCCUACAUCUGUGGGCUGGUGUGCAUUGCCUGCAUCCUGGAUGGCACCGCUGGCAUCCUCUGGAUGUGGGAGGAAGGCCCUUCUGCGGCUGUCAUACUGCCCGAGAUCACCCUCAGCUACCUCACCGUGGUGACCUUCCUGGUUGCCACCACUGUGAUUUUCCAGCCUACAGAUUUCAGCCAUCUGAAGAGCAAAAAGGCACAGCGCACCAUGGGCUACGCCGCGCCGGGGGCCGUGGUGGCCGUGGUGCUGAGCAGCACCUUCCUCAUCAAGAGCAUCUACCACCGCCAUGAAGAAGGAUGCGCCAAGUUUCUGGACAUGACCAUCCUGGUGUGCAGCGCAGCAGCCGUGUCAGCCCUCCCACUCCUCGUCAUUGGCCUCUGCUAUUUGUCUUUUGGAUAUCGCAUGGCUCAGGGCUGGAGCAAGGACCGUGAUGUCUGUUGGGUGGACAAAGCCAGGUCCUUCGAAAUGUCUCAGCCACGCACCAAGGACACCACUCCCUGCUGAGAUCCAUGUGGGUGUCUCUCACUUGGCUGGGCCAGCCCAAGCCUUCCCCCAGGUUUAGUGGGUUCAGGAGUCUCAGGUUUGGUUCCUCUGUGAUCUUCAUAAUAAAU
Haemorhous mexicanus (house finch) is the source of this 3299-nucleotide messenger RNA. RefSeq lists its product as uncharacterized. The transcript has 10 exons. Lineage: Eukaryota; Metazoa; Chordata; Aves; Passeriformes; Fringillidae. The record is from RefSeq and is a predicted model, not a curated record. Bases 1633 to 3192 code for a protein of 519 amino acids.